Molecule: messenger RNA, 1797 nt
Organism: Arabis nemorensis
Lineage: Eukaryota; Viridiplantae; Streptophyta; Magnoliopsida; Brassicales; Brassicaceae
Source: the annotation of a GenBank genome assembly
AUGAAUAUCAGUGGUGUAGUUUGGAACGAAGAUGAUAAAGCGAUUGUUGCUUCAUUACUUGGGAAACGAGCUCUCGAUUACUUGCUUUCGAAUUCUGUACCAAAUGCUAAUCUCUUGAUGACUGUCGGAAGCGACGAUAAUCUACAGAACAAGCUCUCGGAUCUCGUCGAGAGACCCAACGCUUCGAAUUUCUCUUGGAACUACGCCAUUUUCUGGCAGAUUUCGAGGUCAAAGUCUGGAGAUUUGGUUCUGUGUUGGGGUGAUGGAUCUUGUAGAGAGCCUAAAGAAGGAGAGAAAUCAGAGAUCGUUAGGAUUCUAAGUAUGGGAAGAGAGGAAGAGACGCAUCAGACUAUGAGAAAGAGUGUGUUGCAAAAGCUUCAUGCGUUGUUUGGUGGUUUAGAGGAAGAUAACUGUGCUUUAGGACUAGAUAGAGUUACAGACACUGAGAUGUUUCUUCUUGCUUCUAUGUAUUUCUCGUUUCCUAGAGGCGAAGGUGGUCCAGGGAAGUGUUUCGAUUCGGGGAAACCGGUUUGGUUAUCCGAUUUGGUGAAUUCGGGUUCUGAUUAUUGCGUUAGAUCGUUUCUUGCGAAAUCUGCUGGAAUUCAGACCGUUGUUUUGGUUCCUACUGAUAUUGGUGUUGUUGAGUUCGGCUCUACUAGAUGUUUGCCUGAAAGCGAGGAGUCGAUGCGGUCUAUUAGAUCGUUGUUUUCGAGUCCCGUUAGAGUUUUGGCGACGACGACGGCUCCUUUACCCGUUGUUGUUGUAGCUGAAAACAAUGAUGAUAACAGAACGGUUAAUGCUUCGAAGAUAUUUGGGAAAGAACUGCAUAGUUCGAGUUUUCUUCAUCAUCAUCAUCAAACGCAGUAUCAACAGCCACCACAACAGCAGCAGCAACAUAGACAGUUCAGGGAGAAACUUACGGUUAGAAAAAUGGAUGAUAGAGCGCCGAAGAGAGUAGAUGUUUAUCCGAGUAAUGGGAACAGAUAUAUGUUUCCGAACCCGAGCACCAACAACAACAACACUCUUCUGAGUCCUACAUGGGUCCAACCCGAGACCUACACGAGGACGACUAACAAUGUGAAGGAAGUUCCGAGCACGGAAGAUUUCAAGUUUCUACCGUUGCAGCAGUCAUCAUCGCAGAGGCUGCUUCCUCCGGCUCAAAUGCAGAUUGAUUUCUCUGGUGCGAGUUCGAGGGCAUCCGAGAAUAAUUCAGAUGGAGAAGGAGCAGAAUGGGCAGACGUGGUGGGUGGUGAAGAAUCUGGUAACAACAGACCAAGAAAACGCGGAAGGAGACCGGCGAAUGGAAGAGCGGAAGCUUUGAACCAUGUUGAAGCAGAGAGACAACGGCGUGAGAAGCUUAACCAGAGGUUUUAUGCACUGAGAUCCGUUGUUCCCAACAUUUCCAAAAUGGACAAAGCGUCCUUGUUGGGAGACGCGGUUUCUUACAUUAACGAGCUACACGCCAAGCUCAAGGUCAUGGAAGCAGAGAGAGAGAGGUUAGGAUAUAGCGCAAAUCCACCGAUCAGCUUAGAACCAGAUAUAAACGUUCAAACCUCAGGUGAAGAUGUUACAGUGAGAGUAAACUGUCCGUUGGAUUCUCAUCCAGCUUCUAGAAUCUUCCACGCGUUUGAAGAGGCUAAAGUAGAAGUGAUUAACUCGAACCUGGAAGUUUCGCAGGACACGGUGUUGCAUACGUUUGUGAUAAAAUCUGAAGAGUUAACUAAAGAAAAGUUGAUCUCUGCGUUCUCUAGAGAGCAAUCCAGUUCUGUUCAGUCAAGAACAUCAUCAGGUAGAUAG